AAUACAGUAUCGGGUAUAUCGGCGGUUUAAUUUUGGUUUAAAACCAUUACUGUGCUUAUCUUUGUUCUUUUUAACGUCUGUGUUCGGAUUUAAACUGGUCGUCUUGCAAAAUGGAUUCGAAAAAUGAAAUAUUUGAGGAAUUGGCUAGCAAAAUGAAUUCGCAAUUGUCAGUGGAAACCGGUAAUGAUGACCACGACGAAUCAUACAGUCGGUCGGAGAAUGAAUCGGAUGGUGAAUGGGAAACCAUGUCGGAGAGUGAAUGGAGUAUUUCAGAUAGCGAUUGGAGUAUCGCAGGUGACACAGAGAGCGCAUCGGACACGGAAGACGAGUUCUCGCUAUCUUCGGUCACACCGUCGUUGAAAGAUUGGAGCGACGAAAUACGAUCGGCGAAAGUAUGUCCGUUCAAACUGAAGCCAGGCCUUAAGGAAAGCUGCGGUAAAUCUCCUGUAGACUUCUUCAAAUUGAUGUUUACAAGAUCGUUAUUUGAGUUUCUAGUCAACAAUAUUAACAAUUACGCAAUGAAAAUUAUAUAUCCGAAUCAACAAGGUAGAAGAUUUAAAGAAGUAACAGUGAACGAGUUUUACGUCUUUUUCGGAUUGCUUUUGAAUAUAGGAACUAUAAACACAAAUAUUAUUGAUGAUUUUUUGAAAACUCCGCCGAUUGUUGAAGAUUCUGAGGAGUUUAUGAGUGAUGUUAGAUUUGGAAUUAUUUUGAAGUGUUUAAAUUUCGAACAUGAGCUGCCUGGGAAGAAUGAUAAGAUGUGUGAAAUAUCGCAUAUGAUAGAUUACUUUAAUAUAAUGAUGCGAAAACUCGUUAAUCCAGAGAAAGUACUAUGUAUAGAGGAAUCGAUCACAGUGCCUUGUUAUGAGCAUGUAUAUUUAUUGACAGACGAGUUCGGUUUAGCGCAUAAAUUAGUAGUUUAUCAAUACGAUCAGAAACCUGGCCCUAAUGUGGCGAAAACAUUGCUCGAAGAUAAAUUAGACGUCGGCCAUUCAGUCUACCUAUCUGAUGUUUACAACUCUCUUGAAUUAACUAAGUUCCUUAUUGAUAGAAAAACUUAUGUAACAGGACCGAUACAACGUAAAAGAUUCGGAGUUCUAAAAGAAUUCAAAGAGAAACAAUUAAAUAAAGGCGAGAAGAUAGUUAAAUAUAACGCUGACGGCAUUUGCGUUACGAAAUGGAAAGAACGUCGUGAAAUUAUAAUGAUAUCGUCUGAGCACAGUGGGGAGUGGAAACAGUAUAUAGACGCAUAUAACCAAAAAAAUAAGAAACCUGCAUGUGUAUUGGAGUAUAACAAAUAUAGAGAUAGCAUAGAAAAGCAUGAUGAAAUGAUGGGGCAGUAUUAUUUCGUGUGCGGCAAGAAGACACGAACAACUUACAAAUAUAAGAGAUUGGGAGUGCAUAUAUUGCAAAUGUUGAUGUUGAAUGCUUAUAUCUUGUACAACAAAUAUGGAGGGAAAUCUAUGUCGUUGAUAGACUUUAGAACGGUUGUCGUGAAACAUCUGCUCUCGUAUGGCAAACGUGUUCGGGUUUGAUUUUUAAAGUUUAAAGUUGGCAUGUAAAGAACUUGUUUUAUUUGUUUUAGAAGUAAGAAACGAGUCGAUUGUGUUAAUUUAAUGUUCUAAAAUUGUGUAAUUAAAGUUAUUUCAUCUUUUUACUGAAUAAAUGUUAAUAUAAAU
Molecule: messenger RNA, 1679 nt
Organism: Cydia strobilella
Lineage: Eukaryota; Metazoa; Arthropoda; Insecta; Lepidoptera; Tortricidae
Exons: 3
Coding region: 111-1535 (474 amino acids)
Source: RefSeq, a predicted model, not a curated record